GAUAUCCAGAUCUCUUCAAAGUCGAGAUUUUUUUGAUCCUCGGUUUGCUGAUUGCAAAAUCGAGAAGUCAUCGCAUCGUGCGGCUCAGAGACUGUGAUUGUGAAAGCGUGUCUCACGUGAGCCUGAAAGCGUUUUCUUCGAGAGGCUAGAGUCGGGCUCACGGGAACUUGGUGAAGGAUCACGACUUGGGUUGAUAACACAGAGAGACUUUACGCUACACUCAUGCUAAGUACAAGAUGGUGACUACAGAAGGAUUUCUAGCACGGUCUCUGCGUGCCUUGAAGGUUCUCGUCAAGAGCAGCACCACCGCGCAAAUGACCCGCCAGGAAGUCUUUGAUUUGAUCAAGUUCGACUCUCCGGAGUCAAUCUCGAAAUGCCUUACCCGGUCCGAUCAAGAGCUCGGUGGUUAUAGUACCGUAAACCUCGACUGGGACGAGAAAGAAAAGUGCGCGCAUUUCCAUGGAAAUUUAUCGCUGGAUCUUCCGCCUUCGAGACCAGAAGUCACGCGCUCGGGAUACGCAAUGUUUCGAACUAAGGAUCGGCCGAGGAACUUUAAGGAUGAUGUUAUUUACUGGAAUUUGUCUGAUGCGACACAUAUCGCGAUGAGGGUGAAAGGUGACCGGAGAAAGUACUUUGUCAACUUGCAGUCCAAGACCGCGCUGCCGACGGAGAUUCAUCAGCACCGAUUGUUUCUUUAUGACCCCGGGAAUUGGGAGAUUGCAGUUAUCCCGUUCAAGAACUUCCUGCUCACGCACUGGGGAAGAGUCGAGCAGCACCAGCAGAUUGACCAAGCGAAAGUGAAAACCGUUGGUAUCGGUUUGCUAGACAGAAGAUACGGACCUUUCAGUCUAAAGGUAGGCUGGAUCAAGGCGAUUACCGACGAUGAGGCAAUGAAAUACCUGCAGGAGAGACGGGUGCGGUACGAAAAUUGGAAGAGGAAUAACCCGGCGGCUGCGGCAGAGUCAGAGAAGAAACUUUCCGAAUUCGAGGAGAGAAAGAGAAAAGAUCCUAAUCCGAUGGAGUUAUAAUUGAUUUACAAUUGUUAGUUACUGGUUGUACAUGUAAUGUUGAUAAUCCACUUU
Myxozyma melibiosi is the source of this 1082-nucleotide messenger RNA. RefSeq names its product complex I intermediate-associated protein 30-domain-containing protein. The coding region runs from base 237 to 1028 and encodes 263 amino acids. The record is from RefSeq and is a predicted model, not a curated record. The transcript has 3 exons. Gene Ontology annotation, cellular component: mitochondrion. Lineage: Eukaryota; Fungi; Ascomycota; Lipomycetes; Lipomycetales; Lipomycetaceae. Gene Ontology annotation, biological process: NADH dehydrogenase complex assembly; mitochondrial electron transport, NADH to ubiquinone.